This is a messenger RNA of Entrophospora sp. SA101, 2628 nucleotides long. The record is from the annotation of a GenBank genome assembly. Lineage: Eukaryota; Fungi; Glomeromycota; Glomeromycetes; Entrophosporales; Entrophosporaceae.
AUGGAAAAUCUAAAAAAAAGACAACCAGAUUUAUAUUCUUCAAGACAUAUGUGUAAAAGAUGUGAAAGAUCUCCAGAAAUAUUAUCACAUCUUUGGAAUUGUGAAGAAGUAUAUGACAUCAUUAAAAUAAUUAAAAUCAUCAAAGAUAAAAAAUUUAUCUUACCUGAUAAAAUAUAUACAUGGGAUAAUAAAGGUUCACUUGAUGAUUUACUAAAUAUUGAAAUCAAGCUUGAUCAAUCAUCUGAUGUUGCAAAAGCAGCAGAUUCAGUUUCAGAAAUCUUAAAUAAAGGAUCAUGGUUUUCAAAAUGUAUAAAAAGUUGGGGAAAAUCAUUUAUAGAAUGUGGUGAUAUUUCAUAUAAAAAAAGAGGUGAAAAUUUAAGAGGAAGCAUUAUUGAUGAUGAGGAUAUUCAGAUUAAAAUAUCAUCUUUUUUAGGAAAAGAAAAAUUUAAUGUGACAGUUAAUAAUUUCAAAGAAUUUAUUGCUAAAUAUGUAUUUCCUAAAUCAACAUCAUCAAAAACUACAAUAGCAGAAACAGCAACAGACUCUUCUAAACUUUCACUUUCAUAUUUAAAAACAUUAACAAAUAUUGAAGAUAUCCAAGAAUGCUUAAGAAUAUUGGAUUCUGAAGAAAAUCAAGUUGAUUUAAAUUUAGAUGAAUUAUUGGAAAAAAGGUUGCAAUUAGAAUCGGAAUUAGAUAAUUUAGAAGUUUUAAGACCGCAAUUAGGAUUACUUAAUUCUCAAGCUACUAAUUUGAUAAACAUAAUAAAAGAAACAUCCAAUGUAGCAGAAAGAAUAAGUGCACAAGUUCGACAAUUAGAUUUAGAGCAAUCAAGGGUACAAGAAGCAAUAAAUGAAGUUGAGAUCGUACAAGAAUUAAAACAUUGUAUAACAGGAAUGCAUCAAUCAAUGUAUAGAAAAGAUUAUGAAACAGCAGCAUCUUAUGUCAAUAAGGCUUUUUCAAUAGACAAAAAAAUAUUAAAUGGGAAAUUUGCAGAAAUGGCUGCGCCGUCAUCAGAAUAUCCAGAAAUACCAACUAAAACUUUAACAGAUAUUAGAGAGGCUUUAUUUACUAUCUUUUCAAGAGAAUUUGAUUUAGCCAUACAAUCAAAGGAUGAAAAAAGUAUUAGUAGGUUCUUUAGAUUAUUUCCUUUAAUUGGUAAAGAAACUGAAGGUUUGGAUAAAUAUUCAAAAUUUGUUUGUGGAAUCAUUGCUGAUAAAAUCACAGGACCAAACUUCUAUGGGCAUGCUCUAAAUAAAUUAUUUGAAAAUAUUGCAAUGAUUAUUGAUCAUCAUCAACCUGUUGUAGAAAAUCAUUAUGGAUCUGGUAAAAUGAUAAGAGUUAUUGAAAGACUUCAAGAAGAAUGUGACAAACAAAGUAUAAUUAUUAUAAACAGUUUUAGUGAUGAAAGAAAUCUCGAAAGAAAGGUAGUAGAUGUUCGAACUUAUAAUAGUAGUGCAUCUAAAAAAUCUAUUACUAAUUCACAACAUUCAGGCAAAUCAUCAAAAAACAAUGAAACUAAUCCUGACCCAAGAGAAUUAGAUUUAAUAUUAUCAGAAUUAGCAAUGAUUAGUGCAAGGUCAUGUUUAUAUCUUAGGUUUAUGGAAUCUAGAGCACAGUAUCAAAUUGUCAAUAACAUUGUUUCUACAGAUAUAAUAAAAUCCAGCAGUCUGGCUAAACAAUUGAAAUCAUUAAUGAAUGAUUUUGUUAUAAUGGAAGAAUAUUUUUUUAGAAAAGCAAUUGAAAAAGCAAUGUCUAUUGAUAAUUACGAAGAAGUAAAUAAAACAUCAAGUUGUGUUGGAGAUGUUUUCUAUAUAUUAAAAGAAUGUUUAAACAGAGCAAUUUCAACAUCUGAUGUUGACUGUUUAACAACAAUUGUUAAUCAAAUUAUACAAAGUUUAGAAAAUGAUUAUAUUACUUUAAUUCAAAGAAGGCUUUUUACUUCAUUUGCUGCAACUGAAUCAAAGGAUGCAAAAAUGGGAUACAUGAUUUUAUUAAAUAAUUUAGAUGUUAGUUGUGAUUAUAUGCAAAGAUUAACAUCUGAAUUAACUUCAUUACCAUCAAUUGUUGAAGAAGAUUAUGAAAAAAUUCAAAAAAGUUUUAAUUGGUUGAAACAACUUUUUACUCAAAUGAUUAAACAAAAACUACGUCCAAUAUUACAAGAAGCAUAUAAAGACAUCAAAUAUGUAUUGAAUGAAGAUGAAUAUCAUGAACAAGAAGCAAAUGAUGGCUUUGCUAAAAGAUUUGUUAUUGGAUUUGAUAAUUUGAUAAAAGUUUAUCAGACAACAUUUACAGAAAAUAAUUACAAUCAAAUCAUGAUUCAUAUCAUUGAAUCUUUGACAAACAUGUGGGAAAAAACUGUGUUUGGGACUAGAUUUAAUCAGUUUGGGGCUUUAAGAUUUGAUAAAGAUUUAAGAUCAGUUACAAAUUAUUUUUUGUCAAAAAUGCAAUGGCCAUUCAGAGACAGAUUCACUAGACUAAAUCAAAUAUCAAUUUUAUUAAAUCUGGAAACUAUUGAUGAAAUUCAUGAAUAUUGGGGUGGUUCAUCAAAAUCAUCAUCAGAUUUUAUAACUUGGAGGUUAACUGUCAUGGAGGUUAAAAGGAUUGUUGGUUUAAGAGUUAAUAUUUAA